CUGGCCCGUGCUACAGGAAGGGCAGAUGAGACUGGUCUAUUUGGGGGGCCAAGCUCUCGACCGUUCAUUGAGCCGUCGAUUCGGCCUCAAUCUCGACUUUCUGAGGCGUCCGAAACCCAAGACGAAGCUCUUCUAAUCAGAAAACAGGUCCUGGAUGUACAUGCUCCCAGCACCGAUCGGGCCAGCGACUGGGGUCCAGUUUCCGCGACACUUUCUUCGGGAUUAGUCUCCGAUCAUCCUCUCGCCUCAGGACAGCACCAUUUUGUGUCGCCCUCCUCUGAUGGGACUCGUAGUGUCGGGGGCGCCGGUUCAACCGACGCUGGCAAUCUAGGGGGCACCUCGGCCACACAUCUUAGCCCGACUUUGCCGGGGUUCCAAGAGUCCCCUCGACCUGUCGAGAUUCGUCAAAACUCGGACUCCUCACCUCUGAGACUUGGCCACAGGUCCGACAACCGCGUGCCUCCUGUUGAGACAGUCUCCACUCCGGCCGUCCUUCCCUCCUCCCCUCCCUAUUCUUCUUCUUCUUCCUCGUCUCCUUCCAUCCAACUGCCUCGUCGACAAGAUCCUGCGACGACGCCUCCAUCACUUCCGGACCCUUCAGAAGCCACGAGCCUAGUGACCCCGGCCUCCUCUUCCGGCACCUCAUUGAAGAUGGAGGUCAGUCCUUUACACAUCCGGCCCCGUAACGAGGAUCAGACACCGAUGACACCAUCCCUCCCCACGGUCUCAGCAUCGCUAGAUGACGAGUCGUCAAGGCAAUCAGCCGUGAUCCGUAGUGUUGGAGAGCCUGUCUGUACCGAACUCGCCGAGCCAGUCUUGUUGUUGGGCGGUGAUGUGCCUGUUUGUAGGUUUAAAGACAGACGUAAAUGGGUCAAAGGUCACAGGACCAAUCGACGAGGCAGUUCUGCUCAGAAUCGACGUGACACAGUCCGAGGGCUCGUGCAGACCUGCGAACUGAGGGGCUUGAAGCUCGAGCAGGUAACCGGUUUCACUGCAUCUCUGGCCUCGGCGGCUUUACAGCCUCCUCCUUCGUGUCUGUUGGAGCCGCAGGCAGACCAUAUUGCAGCCAACUUGCACCCGAACAUCGCGACUCACACUCAUGACACUGGCCUCGUCAGAUCCAGCCUCGAACAGGAGCUCGGCAGUCGACUAGCCACAACUGUUUCCAAGGUCUCAUCCGAUCCAUCUUCAGCCCUUUUGUUGCAAGCUAGAUCCAAGGCUGAGAUGGUGAUGGAAGCAGAAUCCGCCCAGUUGAAUGGCAUCUGUGUAGAUACGCUCGAAGUCUGGCCAGAAAUUCUGCCGUCUGAUGCCGGAAAAUUGAAGCAUUUGACAACCGUCCCUACGAGUCAGACUAAAGUAUCGGGUAAAGACAAAAGUCAGCCCAGUCAACCGGCCAGCUUGAGAGGGUCGCUUCUGGCCAACUUCAGGCCCAAUUUCUUACAUUUUAAGGAUACAGAGUCAGCCUCCUCUGAACAGCUUCACAUCUCUGGUGAAACAGGCUCCUGUAGAUUGGAGUUUGACGCGGUCGCGACGACAACUGAGCACGUGACGCCGAACUCGAUGGCAACAGGGAAUGCCGGGUCGCCCGGUAUUCGCUCAGCCACUGGAGUUUUGUUGUCGGCUUCGAAUUCUCCCAUUACUUCGGAACCCAGGCUCGAGUCUUCUGGUAUCCUACCUCCGCUUAAACCUUUUGACCUACAUGCGGACCAAUCCUUCCGACCGGGCCAAACUCUGGCCCACCCUUACAGCGAUGGCUCAUCCUCCUUCUCUUUGUUCCUUUCCCGUCUUACCUCUUCUCAUGGAAAUCCUCUGCUCUCCAACCUUCCUUCGGUCCCUUGUGUUACCACAGAAACUGGUAGUCGAGAUGAUGCUCGAAGAUCUGUCGCUACUGCCUCCGAUCUUCACUCGACCAGCCUUCCAGAGGGGUCAACAGAGGCAAGCGAUACUACCUUUUUUAACAAAUCCAGAAAACUGAAGCGAAAACUGCCUCAAAAAGGGAACAGUGAUGAUGAUCUUCCAGUGACAAGGAAUGAAGAGAGUGCAGCAACCUACUCUUUGUUGAAGGUUGGUAGUCAUGUUUAUUCUUGUGCCUCUGAUUGA
Protopolystoma xenopodis is the source of this 2100-nucleotide messenger RNA. The record is from the annotation of a GenBank genome assembly. NCBI's taxonomy places the organism in Eukaryota, Metazoa, Platyhelminthes, Monogenea, Polystomatidea, Polystomatidae.